Lactuca saligna is the source of this 1071-nucleotide messenger RNA. NCBI's taxonomy places the organism in Eukaryota, Viridiplantae, Streptophyta, Magnoliopsida, Asterales, Asteraceae. The record is from the annotation of a GenBank genome assembly.
AUGGGAAAAAUAGUGCAUGAAAAUGUUAAUAUCAAAACAAAAGAGGAGAAGGUCAGAAAGGUAAGCAAGGACCAUCCAGAAGGGUAUAGAAGACUUGCAACUAGGAUGACUCCUGGUAGGAUUAGUGCAGCUGUCAAAGUAAUGUCCCCUGCACAAAAAACUGGGAUUGUGUGUAUGGGUUUUGGUUCACUUCUGAACAUUGACAUGGACACUGCUCUGGGGUUACUUAACUGCUAUCUGUUAGGUCACUAUGAUCUAGAUAGUAGCCGUCUAGUUCUGGAGAAUAUGGUCAUAAUAAUUACGAAAGACACAGUGCAUGACAUGUUGGGUUUACCAAAUGAAGGGGAAAAUUUCUUGAGCAUGACUAGUUGUGAGAAAGAUAAUCAAGUUCUUCAAGAAUGGAAAAGUCAAUAUGAUAAAAAGGGGUUUAACGGGGAAGAAUACCUGAAAAGGAUCAAAAACACAAAGGAAGACAGUCCUAUGUUUAGGCUGAAUUUUCUAACCCUUUUCAUUAACACAUUUGCGGAAUCAACUUUGAGUGGUACCAAUCAAAUAAAUGUUGUGAAUAAGUUGGUCAUGCUGGUGUAUGUAUAUAGCAUGAAGUUUACAAGAUUGAAGAUAGUUAAUAGGUUACCAUUUAUUAGGAAUGUUACGGGUGCUAGUCUGGAAAAAAUAAAGAAGUUGGAAAUUAGUGUUGGGGGGUUUGGUAGACAGCUACCAAAAGACUUUGAAAAUAUUGAUGGUGAUGAAGAAAUGGUUGAUGAAGAUGAAAUGUCGUAUGAGCUAACGAGAUUGUAUGGGGAUGAGGAGAAGAAUAUUGAAAAAGCUCUAAAAAAUGGAAUUGAGAAAUUCCCAGAUAGCUUGAUGUUGAACGAGUGGUACGAAAAAAAUAAAGAAUUGUUCGAGGAAGUGAAUAAGGCAGAUAAUGGAGGAAUAAAUAGUAAUGAAGCUGGUUUUGAUGGUCAUAGAAAAGAAGGAGAGUCAGAUGGUGGUAAGGAAGAAAAAUUCUCUCUAGUUAGAGGAUUGGUAGUUGAUGGGGAUCUUCAUGCUGUCAAAAGUUGUAGGGCGUGA